CCCCGCCCGCUCUCUCUCUCUCUCUCUCACGGCCGCCUUCGGCUCUCUCUAGCCGCAACAACUCGAUAACCCAUCAGGUUCUUGCAGAGGACAACCAGCGUGAAAUUGUGGAAUUCUGCAUUAAGGAAGGCUUGGUUAUUCUUGCAGACAAGGGUAUUAUGGAGAGUGGGAAAAGAGGAGGCUACAUAGAGAUUCUGACAAUCUGGUCAGAUUCUUGUGAGUCUCGUCAUGAAUCCGCCCAAGGCUUGCUUUUAUUGAAAAUUGUGAUGCUUGUUAAGGAUGAUGUUCCUCCAUGGUAUGCUGAUACCAAUGUUUGUCAGUCAAGGGCUCGUUUGGACUACGGGAUGAGCGGCAGUGCUUCUGUUUAUGGGGAUACUUAUGCUGAAAGUUUCGGCUUGCUUGACUGCUUGGGAGAUCUCACCUGGGAUAUGGUAGUGGUAGAGCUCUCUUUCUUCACAGGAAUCUCAUUCUCUGUAUGGCAGUCGUCAUGGCAUGGGUUAUCGGUAUGCAAAGUUGGUUCUGUUAGCAACAGUGUUGGAAUGUACUCUACAAGCUACAGCAGCAAUUAUCUAUCUCGUGGGCCUGAUGUUGGCAGCAGCUCAUAUUUGUCACUAUAUUUUGGUCGGAGCUUGAGCAGUGGUUGUGGAUACUUGGGGAGUGGUGGUUCUGGAUCUUACUACUGAGGUGCAUGAACUGCUUUUCUGAUUCUGUUGUUUUGUUUAUAUGGUUUGCCACAUGUGAAACUAUAUGCGUAUUUUCUAUUUGAAUGUCGUUCUUGUUGGGGAUUAAUCUUAUGCAAGAGGGUAUUACUUCGCUUUUCUCUAGCAGUCUUGAGCAGUAAGUUCGGAGCUUUUGGUCCCAUGGAUUUGUCUUUUUGACACAGAUUCCACAUCACAGGUGGCUGGUGUAGCCUGUCACCGAGCAUAUUCAGCUUCUGUUUUAGUCUGAAGUAUUUGUAGGUAUGAGUUGGAUUAGAAUUACUUGGCGAGAACUCUAUGGGCUUGUUGUUGACAACUAAGAAGGCAAUGUUU
This is a messenger RNA of Magnolia sinica, 1031 nucleotides long. RefSeq lists its product as uncharacterized. The transcript is spliced from 7 exons. NCBI's taxonomy places the organism in Eukaryota, Viridiplantae, Streptophyta, Magnoliopsida, Magnoliales, Magnoliaceae. The record is from RefSeq and is a predicted model, not a curated record. The coding region runs from base 159 to 683 and encodes 174 amino acids.